AGCAAGCAUAUAUGUUUUUAUUAGUACCAAUCAUUCUUCAUUCCGAACGCAACGCCUUAGCGUGAACCUCUCGAUUCAUCAAACAGCAUCAAUGCCACGACCCAACCUAAGCUACCAUUCAGUUCUCUUCAUACAUCUACAGGCUAGUUCAUGCCAUUGUCGAUCUACGGCCUGCUACAGGGUACGGUUACAAGCAUUAACUGCUUUGCUCUCGGUUUAUACCGACCACUGCGUCGGGAAGAAUGGAACUUCGUUGAAGUCGCGGGUGUAGGAAGUACUUCCGAGAGACGUCUUCAAUAUCCUC
Messenger RNA from Aplosporella prunicola CBS 121167, 304 nucleotides. RefSeq lists its product as uncharacterized. The transcript has a single exon. The record is from RefSeq and is a predicted model, not a curated record. Lineage: Eukaryota; Fungi; Ascomycota; Dothideomycetes; Botryosphaeriales; Aplosporellaceae. The coding region runs from base 92 to 271 and encodes 59 amino acids.